Molecule: messenger RNA, 513 nt
Organism: Juglans microcarpa x Juglans regia
Lineage: Eukaryota; Viridiplantae; Streptophyta; Magnoliopsida; Fagales; Juglandaceae
Product: very-long-chain aldehyde decarbonylase CER1-like
Exons: 3
Coding region: 64-498 (144 amino acids)
Source: RefSeq, a predicted model, not a curated record
UGUGUGAGGCCUUAAUUAGAAGAUAUAUGAAGAUUGCAAGGCAAAGAAAGUAGCGAAGAAAGUAUGGCUUCUAAACCAGGAGUUCUCACCAACUGGCCAUGGACGCCUCUUGGAAGCUUUAAGUACCUGAUCCUGGCUCCUUGGGCUAUUAAUGGUACAUUCUUACUUUUAAGCAUGGAGAAGAGCGAAAGGGACCUUUCCUGCUUCCUCAUAUUCCCUUUUCUACUAUGGAAGAUGCUUCACAACCAGAUAUGGAUUAGCCUCUCUCGUUACUGGACUGCUAAAGCUGGCAACCGCUCCAUCGUCGACAAGGGCCUUGAAUUCGAUCAAAUCGACAGAGAAAGCAAUUGGGAUGAUCAAAUAUUAUUCAAUGGAAUACUGAUGUACCUAGCUUAUAAAAGCAAGACAUUAGAUCCUUCACGCUUGCCUGUGUGGAGGACAGAUGGAGUAAUAUUGACAAUUCUGAUGCAUGCUGGUCCCGUUGAGUUUCUCUACUAGCUACUGGCUUCACAA